Messenger RNA from Nasonia vitripennis (jewel wasp), 1801 nucleotides. Its product is annotated as regucalcin. The coding region runs from base 287 to 1006 and encodes 239 amino acids. Gene Ontology annotation, molecular function: calcium ion binding; gluconolactonase activity. The record is from RefSeq and is a predicted model, not a curated record. NCBI's taxonomy places the organism in Eukaryota, Metazoa, Arthropoda, Insecta, Hymenoptera, Pteromalidae. The transcript is spliced from 6 exons. Gene Ontology annotation, biological process: L-ascorbic acid biosynthetic process.
GUAACAUGGCAAACCAAGAAUUGGAAAAAAUCUUGUUAUAUUAUCGGCUAACGUAUCACCCAUAACAAUCGCACCCAUCACUCCGCCAUUUCACCUAGGUGAAGGCCCUUAUUGGUGUUUUGAGACUCAACAACUUUAUUUUGUAGAUAUUGUUCCAGGAAAAAUACACAAAUUUGAUAUUACAUCCGGCCGAAUAUGGUCUUAUGCUGUUUGUAAUGGUUCUGCAUCAUAUAUUGUUGGAGUAGAAAAUACAACUAACUACUUUAUAGUAGGUUGCGGUCGAAAUAUGACUUUGGUCGAAUUUGAUUUUACCUCUGCAACCUCAAAAAAAAACAUUCAAACAUUGACAACCGUAGAUACUAAUCGUUUAGAUACUCGAUUUAAUGAUGGCAAAGUAGAUACUGCUGGAAGAUUUUGGGGAGGAACAAUGGGCCCAGAAAUAGAUAAUAAAGUAAUCAUAAACCGAGGUUCACUUUAUAAAAUCGAUAACAGGUUACUAACUACUAAGAUAAUAUCACCUGUCUCAAUAAGCAAUGGUAUAGCCUGGAACAUUGAUGAUAGCAAAUUUUAUUACAUAGAUUCUCCAACAAGAAAAAUCAUAUCAUAUAAUUAUUAUUCACUAGACGGAAAUAUAACAUCUCCAAGUGUUGUAUUCGAUUUUGAUGAAUUCAAUUUGACUGGUGUUCCUGAUGGAAUGACAAUUGACACUGAUGAUAAUCUUUGGGUUGCCAAUCAUGGCGGAGGGUGUGUUUUAAAUAUAGAUCCCAGAGAGAGAAGAAUUUUAAAAAUAGUCCAAAUUCCAGCGAGUCGCGUGACGAGUCUAACUUUUGGAGGCCGUUUGUUAGAUACAUUAUUUGUAACUACUGCAAGCCUGAAUACAAAGCAAGGAAACAGUAUGGAACCUUAUGCAGGUCGUGUUUUUUCUGUGAAAGGUUUAGGUGUGCGUGGAUUGGUUCCCAAUAAAUUUAAAUUAAACAUUUUAAAUUUCAAAAAAGAUAACAACUAAUCAAAUAAUACAUUUUUUUAUCAAUAUCUAAUCCUUACAAUAGAAUUGUAGGUAUAAAAUAAAACGUAAUCUUGUUAAUAAAUGAAAUUUAAAUCAUAAUAAAAGAAAUUUAGUUUAUAAAAAAUUAGGAUUACAAUAAAAAUACCAGCAACAGUUAUCAUGCUUGGUGGCGCCAGCUCAUUGUACUUAAAUAUUUCUACUAUACUAUGUAGAUAUAUUUUAAUGUAUGUAUAACCUCUAUUAAUAUAAGUUUGCCAGUUCAUUAAUAGCAUUAAUUUAUAAUGCUACUGUUUCAAAAAGUUGAAAUUUUAAAAAGUUUUUUCUUUGGUAAACGAAUAAUCUAAGAUAUUGGUUUACUCAAUAAAAGCUUAUUUCUUACGUUAAAAACAACCUUAUCUUUAAUUAAUUAUUGCUUAAAAUGAGUUAAUGUGUGCGUUUUGAAUGCGAAUAUAAUCUCUUUCGUUUAUGUUUAUUUUUAUUUUAUACCUCGGCUAAGUUCUUUUUGCAGCUUAUGAAACCGAUUAGUUUAAAAGGUAUUAAGAAACAAAUUCUUUGUGUCUCACCCUGUACACCCUGUAUAUCUGAAAAUUACUAUUUUUGUUAAACCUUAUAACUCGCUAACUAAAGUUUAAAUUGUUUUUAAAAAUUUCAUGAUUUUAUGAGGUUAUGAGGACCCCAUGGUAUUUGAAAUAUUUAGGUUUAAAUUUUUUCUUGAAAAAAUUAUAUGAUUUAAUAUUGUAACAAGUGCUCCAUCCGUAAAAUAAUAAAGAUUGAGAGUAUUUUAAAAAUCAUAAA